Tyto alba (common barn owl) is the source of this 4021-nucleotide messenger RNA. RefSeq names its product TATA-box binding protein associated factor 5 like (gene TAF5L). NCBI's taxonomy places the organism in Eukaryota, Metazoa, Chordata, Aves, Strigiformes, Tytonidae. The transcript is spliced from 5 exons. Gene Ontology annotation, molecular function: protein binding; transcription coactivator activity. The record is from RefSeq and is a predicted model, not a curated record. Gene Ontology annotation, biological process: regulation of DNA-templated transcription. Gene Ontology annotation, cellular component: nuclear protein-containing complex; histone acetyltransferase complex. Bases 1073 to 2842 code for a protein of 589 amino acids.
UGCACUGUCUCAGAUAUAAUUUCUUUAAUUGCAAAGAAGAUGAAAAGGAAUUUUGCUUUUGGGUGGAAAAAGUUGUGGUUGAAACUCAUGAUUUUAAUGGAUCUAUCUGGAAAUGCUUUGAAAACUCCACACCUGUUGAUGCCCCUUCCCCACCCUCAACAGUUAUUUAACCCGUGAGAACAAAUGGAAAUCUUUUUAAGGUUUUUGCCAAGGCACAUGGGUUUGCAAUUCCACGUAUCUGUUUAACUUUUGCUGAAACGUUGCAUCCCCGUCUGCUUGGAACUUCACAGAGGGCUUAUUGUUCUAGCAACGGGGGAUAAGCACUUAUGUGUGCAUGGGCAUUAGAAAAGGCUCAUUUAUGAUCAUAUUUUUAAAUCUGUCAUUUUUUUAGAAAUAUGGUUUUUACAGUGGGAGGAAUUACAAGGGAAUCCUUGUCUGUGUCUCUGAGAAGUUGUGUUUCAUCGGAUUUAACUACUCAAACCAGAAAGCAUGUGCACUUGUAAAAUGUAUGCAGGUCACUGGUAGUGGGGCUGUAAAGUGUAGAACUAUCUUGAGGCAGGCUUUACGUAUUUUUCUGGUAGAAUAAAACUGUUGCAUAGUUCUGCUUUAUGUAAAGCCUUUUAGGUUAUCUAAACUUCUGUGUAAAAUUGAUGGCUAUUGUGAAGGGUUGGUGGCAGACAGGGACUACUCAAAUAUCAAGGGAGCUAUUGCAUUCCUCUUAUUGAGGUUCUUUUAUUACAAGCCAGAAGCUAAAAGCUAGCAUCAGGCUCCUUUUGGUUUUGAGAUACUACCAAGUGGUGUUUGUGAGGAUGGCUUUCAAAAUUUAUAUAAAGAAAACUUCAAAGGACUUUUUUUAAACUUUUGUAGGAGGCAAGUCUAGAUAGACGGGGGCAGGUGAAAAAGGCAGAAGGCUCUGCUUUUUUUUUGUUUGUGUUUUUUUUUGUCUUGUUUUGUUUUUUCUUCUUUUUUUUUUUUUCCUGGGGACUUAACCUGACUGAAAUGCCAGAAGUCUGACUCUAAACCUUUAAGUCCAGGCAAUAAUCUAUUGCUUCUUGGACUCCACAAAUAGGUCAUGAAACGCGUACGCACAGAACAGAUUCAGAUGGCAGUGUCCUGCUACCUCAAGCGCCGUCAGUAUGUGGACUCAGAAGGUCCCCUAAAACAAGGGCUGAGGCUGUGUCAGACUGCUGAAGAGAUGGCAGCUAAUCUCACAGUCCAAUCUGAAUCUGGUUGUGCCAACGUUGUAUCUGCAGCUCCCUGUCUGGCAGAGCCACAGCAAUAUGAAGUACAAUUUGGACGAUUACGCAAUUUUCUCACAGAUUCAGAUUCUCAGCACAGCCAUGAAGUGAUGCCUCUUCUGUAUCCCCUCUUCGUCUACCUCCAUCUGAACAUGGUCCAGAAUGGCCUAAAAAGCACAGUGGACAGUUUUUACAGCCGCUUCCAUGGCAUGUUCUUGCAGAAUGCCAGCCAGAAGGAUAUCAUUGAGCAGUUGCAGACUACCAUGACUAUUCAAGAUAUCCUGUCCAACUUGAAGCUCCGGGCUUUUCUGGACAACAAGUACGUCAUCCGCCUUCAAGAGGACAGCUACAACUACCUUCUUCGCUACCUCCAAAGUGACAACAACAACGCCCUGUGCAAAGUCCUGACCCUGCACAUUCACCUGGAUGUGCAGCCUGCCAAGAGGACUGACUACCAGCUCUACGCCGGUGGGAGCUCCUCGCGCAACGAGAGCAACGGCCUGGAACCCAGCGACGUGCCAGCUUCCAUUCUGCAGAACGAGGCGGCGCUGGAUUUACUGCAGGACAGCAUUAAACGUGUCAAGGACGGGCCACCUUCCUUAACAACCAUCUGCUUCUAUGCCUUCUAUAACACGGAGCAGCUGCUGAACACUGCAGAGAUCUCACCAAAUAGCAAGCUGCUUGCUGCUGGGUUCGAUAAUUCAUGUGUGAAGCUGUGGAGCCUGCGUUCCAGGAAGUUAAAAUCUGAGCCCCACCUCGUUGAUGUGUCCCGCAUCCGUCUGGCUUGUGACAUCCUGGAUGAGGAGGAGGAAGAGGACGACAGCGCAGGCACAGAAAUGAAGAUUCUGAGAGGACACUGUGGACCUGUGUACAGCACGAGGUUUCUUUCAGACAGUUCGGGACUCUUAUCUUGUUCUGAGGACAUGUCCAUCAGAUACUGGGACCUCGGAAGUUUUACAAACACUGUGUUGUACCAAGGUCAUGCCUAUCCUGUCUGGGAUUUGGAUAUUAGCCCCUGCAGCCUGUACUUUGCCAGUGGUUCCCACGAUCGCACUGCAAGGCUCUGGUCAUUCGAUCGGACGUACCCGCUGCGAAUAUACGCAGGCCAUUUGGCGGACGUAGACUGCGUCAAGUUCCACCCCAAUUCCAACUACUUAGCGACGGGCUCUACAGACAAAACGGUGCGCUUGUGGAGCACGCAGCAAGGCAACUCGGUGCGUCUUUUCACCGGGCACCGUGGCCCCGUGCUAGCGCUUGCAUUUUCUCCCAAUGGUAAGUACCUGGCAUCAGCAGGUGAAGACCAGCGGCUAAAGCUGUGGGACUUGGCAUCAGGAACUCUUUACAAAGAACUGAGGGGGCACACGGACAACGUAACCAGCCUUACUUUUAGCCCUGACAGUAGUUUAAUUGCUUCAGCGUCGAUGGACAAUUCAGUCCGGGUCUGGGACAUUCGGAACACUUACUGCAACGCCCCUGCGGAUGGGUCUUCCAGUGAACUGGUUGGUGUAUAUACCGGACAAAUGAAUAAUGUACUGAGCGUACAGUUUAUGGCCUGUAAUCUUCUUCUAGUGACUGGAAUUGCACAAGAAAAUCAGGAACAUUAAUUUCUUUUUUUUUUUUUUUUUUUUUUUUUUUUUAUCUUAGGGAAGUGGGUGGGUGUAUUGAAUGCCAGAGUCCAUUGCAAGCUGAGAUUACUGACUGUGAAACACUUCUCUUCCUCUGCCCCCUUGAGAGGCAUGUUCAGAGUGAUGCAAAUGCUUUAAAAUGUCUUGCCCACAAAAAGGCCUGUACUGUUGAACAGAAUAAGGAGAAAGGGAAGAGUGUUGAAAAUAUGUAUACAUUCUAAUCUUGUACUUGUAGGGAUGGGGAAAAGGGGAGUAAAUCCGGUAGCUUGGGGAAACCAAAAGCCUGGUCCAGACAAGUGAAACUGCCAACCAGAUAAGCUGCUGACCUGCACUUAAAUAUCCUGCAUUGAUUGAUGGGCACAUCUUACCUACUGUUAACUGAGGCUUGAGUGUGUGGAGGACUACUGGCCCAGUGUUUUUUGUUUUGUUUUGCUUUUGUUUUCUUGGUAUUGAAGAGGACCAGCAUUUUUAAGACCCUUCUAUUGAGAGAACCUCAUGUAUUUUCUACAGUGAUAGGGGUCCUAAAUAUUACAGCUCCCUUAUAGCACUUCUGGAAUAUUUUGAACUAGCUAAGUAGAAAAUACCAUCUUUCCUUUUAGUAAGGGGGUGGAAGUCUGACCUCAGUUGGGGCCCAUCUCUGCAUUGUCACUUGGGUUUGGUUCCUGGUACUAGCUGUGAUACUUGUAUUUAUGUUCCAUUAAUUAGGAAUCUUUCUGAAUCUGGUUGCACUGUGUUUUGAGGAUGGGAGGACAGUGAGGGUAGAGCGGUGGCUUUAAGGGUAAUAAAUGACUUGCCUUGUCUGGAGGGAGGGCACAAUAGAACUGAAGCAGCUAAGUUUGGACUCCUAAUGGAAGCGAGGCAUGUCGGUCCACCACUGCACCUCACAGAAAUAUUUCCGUAAAUGGAAGUUGGCAGUCUAGGGGAGGGGGGACAGGGAGAGACAGACACACAAAGUGACAUGAGAAAGAAUAGUAUUACUAAAUUAUUGUGUGUACACAGAGACAGCUCUGCCAGUGUUGGAAUUUUCUCAAAACGUUGCAAUAUCAGUUUCGUGAACACUUUGUGAGAUAAAUCAUCAGCAUUUACAACAAGGGUCUGUGGAAAAAGCACGUUCUAGUUUGUCAUUUGGAGAGAUUAAAUAUUUCUGCUUUCUGGAAA